GCCUGCCCCUUUCUAACUCACGAGCUUAUCCACACACAGGCCACGGCUGGGUCAGGUGACAGGCAGGGCAAAAGAAAAUAAAAAGUGCCACAGGUCAGCCCUGGCCAUGCAGAGUGAGGUUGCAGCUUAUGCCAACCCCCAGCAGGCAGCCGGCGAAGCACAAGUGCCCAGGACACCCCAGCAGCACAUGGCUGAGAUACUGCGAGAGCUAAAACAGACUCGGCUGCAGAAAAUAUGGAUCCCCCAUCAGUGCGAAAGGCUCCAGCAAAGGAGAGGAUCUUCCAUACCUCAGUUCACCAAUUCUCCUACCAUGAUCAUCAUGGUUGGACUUCCUGCUCGUGGAAAGACUUAUAUUUCCAAGAAACUCACCCGCUACCUCAACUGGAUCGGAAUCCCAACAAAAGUAUUUAAUGUGGGCCAGUAUCGGCGAGAGGUUGUGCAGACCUACAAGAACUAUGAGUUUUUCCACCCAGACAACCAGGAAGCAAUGAAGAUACGGAAACAGUGCGCGCUCAGUGCCCUGAGGGACGUUGAUAAAUAUCUAACACAAGAAGAGGGCCAGGUGGCGGUGUUUGAUGCCACAAAUACCACAAGGGAGCGACGGUCCCUGAUCCUGCAGUUUGCCAAGGAGCGUGUCUUCAAGGCAUUUUUUAUUGAAUCGAUUUGUGAUGACCCUGAUAUAAUCGCUGAAAAUAUCAUGGAAGUGAAGCUCUCCAGCCCAGAUUACAAGGACUGUGACAGAGAGAAAGUGGUGGAAGAUUUCCUAAAGAGAAUUGAAUGCUAUAAUAUGUAUUAUCAGCCCCUGCAUGACGACUUGGAUAGCUCCUUGUCCUACAUCAAGAUCUUCAACGUUGGGAGCCGAUACCUGGUGAACAGGGUUCAGGAUCACAUUCAGAGCCGUGCAGUGUACUACCUAAUGAAUAUCCACGUCACUCCCCGCUCCAUUUACCUUUGCCGGCAUGGAGAGAGUGAGCUUAACCUUUUGGGGAGAAUCGGUGGUGAUUCGGGGCUGUCCACACGUGGCAAACAGUUUGCACACGCCCUGGGCAACUUUGUGAAGUCGCAGCAAAUUACCGACCUUAAGGUGUGGACAAGUCACAUGAAACGCACCAUCCAGACGGCAGAAGCUUUAGGUGUUCCCUAUGAGCAGUGGAAGGCUCUGAAUGAGAUCGAUGCUGGGGUGUGUGAGGAAAUGACAUAUGAGGAAAUACAAGAGAGGUUCCCAGAGGAGUUUGCCCUAAGAGACCAGGACAAGUAUCGGUACAGAUACCCCAAAGGAGAGUCCUAUGAGGACCUUGUACAGAGGCUGGAACCUGUCAUAAUGGAGCUAGAACGGCAGGAGAACGUGCUGGUCGUCUGUCAUCAAGCGGUCAUGCGCUGCCUGCUGGCCUACUUCCUGGACAAGAGUGCAGGUAAGCAGACAAGGCAUUGCAUCAUUUGCUGCAGAUGGACCUGGGUUUCCUUAAUUUUUAUGAUUUAUUCUCCCCCACCUGCAGAGCAACUUCCGUACCUGAAAUGUCCCCUCCACACAGUGCUGAAACUAACCCCUGUGGCAUAUGGUUGUAAAGUAGAAUCCAUCUAUCUGAAUAUAGAGGCAGUGAACACUCACAGGGAAAAGCCAUUUAAUGUUGAUGUUUCCCGUGACCCAGAGGAAGCUUUGGACACUGUGCCCGAACAUUUUUAACUGUAAAGUUUUUUGUAUAUUUUUAAUUUUGUUUUAGAGUUGCUCCAAUCAGAUUGAUUUUUAACAUGAGGGAAGUGUCAGUGGCUAAUGAGGCGCCAAACUGGGAAUGCAGUAAGGAUGUACAAUGGAGGGAAUGGCUAGUGGGGUUAAUUUUUUUUUUUUUUUUUGCCUGUGGCUACUAUUCCCCCAUAUAGGCAGAGCCCCAGUUAUGCUUUAUUGGAAGGUAGCUAAAAGGUAGUUCUCAGGCCCACUAGUGAUUUGUUUGUAUAUUUAGUAAUUGGGUCUGUUUAUUUUUAAUCAUGUUUAGUGACUUUAAUAUAAUUUUAUAAACUCUGGUAUCUGGAGGACAGUCAGAUGUUAGUGUCCCUGUGGUACAUUUAGUCACCUCCUUUUUAGGAGGAUGCAGGGUGCAAUUUAUCCAUCACUGGAGCAGGAGUUGUGCUGCUAGAAUAUGAAUGAAUGGGCUCAGUGGAAAUUAAAAGGAAAGCAGCACAAAGGGCUUUUUGCAAAGAAAUAGUAUUUUAUUAAAACAUGAAAAUGAACUUCUCUUCCUGACAAUAAGUAGUCUGAGCUGAGACUCCCUGCAGUGCUUGGAAAAGCAACAGCAAGCAUAUGGCAUUUUAGCUGAACCAGCAGUUAUUGUGAACAGAACGUUCAAGUUUAACUGUCACUUUAAGACAUCAGUGUUGCAGAACAAAGUCCAAAUCUCCUGGAGAUGUGUAACCACUUGAAAUAAAAACAGCCCAUGAAAUGA
Messenger RNA from Xenopus tropicalis (tropical clawed frog), 2438 nucleotides. RefSeq names its product 6-phosphofructo-2-kinase/fructose-2,6-biphosphatase 1 (gene pfkfb1). Bases 107 to 1684 code for a protein of 525 amino acids. The record is from RefSeq and is a predicted model, not a curated record. Gene Ontology annotation, biological process: fructose 2,6-bisphosphate metabolic process. Gene Ontology annotation, molecular function: catalytic activity; ATP binding; 6-phosphofructo-2-kinase activity. The transcript is spliced from 13 exons. Lineage: Eukaryota; Metazoa; Chordata; Amphibia; Anura; Pipidae.